Messenger RNA from Quercus robur (English oak), 1633 nucleotides. Its product is annotated as nuclear transcription factor Y subunit A-7. The coding region runs from base 318 to 1064 and encodes 248 amino acids. Gene Ontology annotation, molecular function: RNA polymerase II cis-regulatory region sequence-specific DNA binding; DNA-binding transcription factor activity, RNA polymerase II-specific. The transcript is spliced from 8 exons. The record is from RefSeq and is a predicted model, not a curated record. Gene Ontology annotation, biological process: regulation of transcription by RNA polymerase II. Gene Ontology annotation, cellular component: CCAAT-binding factor complex. Lineage: Eukaryota; Viridiplantae; Streptophyta; Magnoliopsida; Fagales; Fagaceae.
GGUAAAAAAAAAGGAUUUAGGGGGAAUUGGAAAAGGGCAAAAAGGAAGUGUGUCGCUUGGAUAGGUAGCAGUGAAGUACAGCAGAGCGGUUAAUGGAAUUCCAAUUCCCGGAAAAGUUUUUCCUAAACAGAAUUUUUUAUUAAUUUUCGAAAAGAACAAAAAAAAAGUUGUAGAAGUAGUAGUAGUAGAAGAAGAAGAAGAAGAAAGAGAAUUGUUAUCAAAUUACAGCGGCCUGGGAAGAAGUUUUCCCUGUAAGUGUCGGUUGUGCUGCCAGAUUUGACUGUCGGGAUUCAGGAUUUGGGGUGCAUUACAGCCUCAUGACUUCUUCUGUGAACGAUCUUUCCGGGCAGGUCUCAAUCUUUGUUAACAAAGGGCUCUUUUGUGCACUGUUGUUGGCAGUUUCAUUACCUUCCGUGGUCACUUUCUUACCUCUUGAACCAUGGUCAAAGUGCAUAGCCAUCCAUGAUAAUAGUGAAGCUGAUGAGCAGCAAAAGCACUCAGAAUCCCAGAUACAUUCUUCGUCUCCUAUAACUGGAAUGUCUCACCCUGGUGUUACUGCCUCUAAUGUUCAGUAUCCAACACCUCCACAACUUGGAGCAGGACCUGCUAUGGCACCGGGGGCAUACCCGUACCCAGAUCCUUAUUAUAGAAGCAUCUUUGCUCCCUAUGAUGCACAACCCUAUCCUCCACAGCCUUAUGGUGGGCAACCAAUGGUCCAUCUUCAGUUGAUGGGAAUCCAGCAGGCUGGUGUUCCUUUGCCAUCAGAUGCAGUUGAGGAACCUGUAUUUGUGAACGCAAAACAAUAUCAUGGCAUCCUGCGACGUCGACAGUCUCGUGCAAAAGCGGAAUCAGAACAUAAAGCUAUUAAGUCUAGGAAGCCAUAUUUGCAUGAAUCUCGACAUUUGCAUGCACUGAGAAGAGCAAGGGGAUGUGGGGGUCGGUUUCUCAAUUCAAAGAAAGAUGAGAAUCAACAAAAUGAGGUGGCAUCAGGUGACAAUUCGCAGGCCAAUAUCAAUCUCAACUCUGAUAAAAAUGAUAUUUCUUCCUCAGAUGGCACAUCCUGAAGUUUUACUGCACAAACCAGUUAUUGAUCAAAGGUGUCCUUUCAACCAAGGCUCAAUACCAGUCCCAAUGGUAGCAGUAUUGCUUCAAUCUGGAUCUAUACUUAGAAUUCAGUAGCAUGUAUAGGUUAAAUCUGUAGGCAGUUCGUAGGGUGGUUGCAAGAUGAGGCAGAAAUAGUGUUAUUGAUGAACAGUGACUGUUAGCUUCUCCGAUGGAUUUCUCGUCAGGCUUCACUUCUUUUUUUCUUUUUCUUUUUUCUCUCCUUUUGAGAGUGAUGGUUAAAUAUGCUGUGUGGGUGUUUUUAUGCAUUUGAAUCUCUGUGGCGAGGUCAAGACUUCCUAACACAAAAUUUGAGUUGUGUUGAUUGUUUGGUUUGGUUAUGUUUAAUUAGCUUGGCAAAGAUUAGAUUGGUUGUUGCUCUAUGGUAUCAGUCUGAUCCCUGUGUUGUCAGCUGGGAGAAUAAGUCAGAAUUGUUUAAUUAAAAUUGUUGGUGAAUCUAGCAGGUGAUUGUCAUAGUACUAUGUAAUGUAUUUGUACAAGUUGCAUGUAAGUCAGAAUGGAAGUUUUAACA